AUGAUUAAAGUCGCACAAACGGUACUUGAUGAAGGCUUUUUAAAGCUUAAAACUGCAUUUGCAAUGGUUAGCCCAAACGUUACGUACACCACACUGCAUGCACGAAGAAAGUUGCUCCAAAUCCCGCUAGUAAGUCUCGGAAUUGGGGAUCAGAAAAAAGGCAAUUAUUCCAUAUAUUUAGUGGAGAAGCAGUCUACGGUCCAGUAUAAAGUGUUGCAAUCCCUUUUGAACAAUUGGGUUAAUUGUCAAGACACGAAGUUGCCGAUCAACUUAAGAAAGGAAACUGUGGACGAGCUCCUAAAACUUGCAGAGUCUCACGGAGAAAGACAGCGUUUAAAAUACGCCAUCGUUAAAGCAGCUGGUAUGUCAAGUUCCCGGGCAAAAGAUAUGUAUGGUUUUAAUGAUAUGUCGUCCAAAAUUAGUGAAGUCGAAAGUGCACUUGACGAAUCUGCCGCUAUUCGUGAAGUAAUCGAGAAUAUAGCGGAAGUUAAGGACCAGGCAAUUCUUCGUUCCAUUGGCAUCUACGAUACUACGACUGAAAGUGAAGAUGAAGGUGAAACCUCUGAUUGUAGCGAAACAGAUAGUGACAUUUCUGGAGAUGACGAAGAUAUACUCUUUAGAGUUGAUGCAGCUGAAAAUAUGGGCGAGCCUCAAAUGAUGCAACUGGAACAGUCUGGAAAACAAGAGUCUGCAGACACAGAGGAAACUGAGACAAGCUCGUUGGACGAUCAGCAACUUAUUGAUAUUCUUCGUUGUUGCGACCUGAAUUGGAUUGAAUUUGCACGUAUUGUAACUGGUAUACAAGAAAACAAACAACCAAAUGUGACUGAGAACAUGCUUCUUGAAUUUGCUGGAAAAUUAUCAAGUCUAAAUUUAACCAAAGAGGAAGAGCGUUUGGUCGAUCAAUCAAGGCAAGCAUAUCUAAUCGAAAGAUGGCAUAAGGACAAAGAAGAUGACGUGGAUGAUGGUUUAGUUGUCUCGGAAUCCGAAAGUGAUGAUCCAAAUGAACUGUGCCAAGUGAAAGACCCAUUAGACGCCAAAGGGAAGGCAGUUAUAUUGAAAAAGAGGGCCGCCAUUCAACGGAAAGCUAAAAGAGAGGUUGCUAAGCGCAUUGCAGAAAGGCGUUUCUUGCAGAGAAGACGAAGCAAAAGAAUAGGAAGAAUUGAAAAGGAAUGCCCCGAUAUUGGAAAGACGAUCGAGGAGUUUGUGCGCAAACGAGGGGUUGGUGCUGACUCAUGGCGCAGAACUGGAGUUUUAACGUUCGACGGAAACAGGCGUGUGGGAAAAAAGGUUACAUUCCGGAGAAUCCAAGAACAUCUAGAGGCAAAGUACAAAAGGAAAUUUGGGUAUGGAACAGUUGUUCAGCUAUGUAUACCCAGAAACAAACGUCGAAAGUCUGCAGCUCGAUACAAAGGCCUAGCUCAGGUAACAAAUAGACGUGCGAGGAAGGGAUUUACUUUGAAAUAUAAUCCAGAUGAACAUUGGAGCGCAGCACUGUAUAGGGGGUUGGAUGACAUACAAUAUAAAGACGGCAGACAGAUCAUGAACGUUGGUCGUGACGAUCAAGCUGGCUUCCGUCUAGAUACGAUGACAACCAGUAAACAGAAUGCGACGCUUUGUUGCAAGGAUAAUCUACCACUCACCACUAGAACGGAUUAUGUAAACCAAUACCCAUCUGUCUUACAGACAACUUGCUACAAUUUCGCGGCUACAGAAACGACAGGUGAAGUAUGUGCUGGUGUGGUAAAGGCGAAGAAGCUAUUCUUCAAGAACCCUGCUCAGCAUUAUGCAGAUAUAAUGAUGAUCGAAAGAAAUGAAGACAUAAAACCAGCAUUUAUCAAUCCUCUAACUGGUAAAAUAAAGGAGAUGGAAUGCAUUAGAGUUGACGGUGGAGGAGAUGAAGGACCAGUGCACGAAGAGGUGCAAUACUGGUGGACAAAGCGCCACUUGAUCAACGGGACAAAAGCAACCAUGGUAACAACCAGAAGCAGUGGUUCUAGUUACAGGAACCGGGUUGAACUUCAGAACGGGUGCCUUGCCUUAGCACAUGCAAACUUAUUCAUUUCAUCCACUUUAAAUGGUUCGUGUAUGGACUCAGGCAAGGUUAAUGAUAAUCUUCUAUGCAAGAAUCUUGAUGCAGCGAUAGAUGUCUACAUCUCAAGGGUGGAUGAAGCCCCGUGUGCUCGAACUGUAAUACAUUUAAUGAAGGGUGCAAAAAGUGAGGAUGUUCAAAUGGAGCGUGAAAUCGUGCUUACAUUCUUGAAAGGUAAAGUAGAAGAAAAAGAGAAUGCCAAAUUAACACAUUCUGACUUAUAUAAAAGUAUAGAGGCUAUAUGGCAGUUGAGAAAAAGGCACAUGGUUGAGAAAUUACCUCAUCAAUAUGUAUUCUAUUUAAAAUGCUGCUUUCUGCCCAAUUGUAUACACCCCGUGUGCAAAGGAAGUUUGCACAACAUUAGCGAGGAUUGUUGGUAUCCAGGUGGUCCAUCAUUGGACUUUUUCCCCACCCCUACUCCUGACCCAGAUCGUCCAUAUGGCAACGAAAACUGUCAAGAGUGUGUUGGUUUUUGUGCAGGACAUUACAUGAAGCCAUCCAAGAUUUUGAGUUAUGUCAAAAGUGGAAAACGUCUUCCGGAUGCGAUACCGCCUUCGCAAGUCCUCUCAGAAACCUUUAAAAAAUGUGCUGGACUUCCAUCAGACGACGUUAUUAGUACUACCGCAAAGCAAGUUCUGUUGAAGCAAGAAGAUGUCAAGAUGUGGUUUCAGCAUCUUGAAGUAGUGGAGACAAAUCGGAAGAAAGGGGCAAAGAAGGCUGCUGCUACGAGAAAAGCGAGAAAGGAGAAGAACAAAACAACCAUUACGAAGUAUUGA
Molecule: messenger RNA, 2868 nt
Organism: Paramuricea clavata
Lineage: Eukaryota; Metazoa; Cnidaria; Anthozoa; Malacalcyonacea; Plexauridae
Source: the annotation of a GenBank genome assembly